Molecule: messenger RNA, 2136 nt
Organism: Seminavis robusta
Lineage: Eukaryota; Bacillariophyta; Bacillariophyceae; Naviculales; Naviculaceae
Source: the annotation of a GenBank genome assembly
AUGCAUCACAGAGGACAUUCGGGAUCCUUGCUAGAUAUCAUCUUCAGGGACGGUACCGAGAUUUCUGGUCUACUUCUACAAGUCCUCAAGCUGCGUUUUGUAGAUCAUGUGUCGUUGCAAGUGUUAUCUCUGGAAAUUCCUGCUGCUGACGACAUUAAUCUUCUCGAAUGGGUCACAGAAAACUGUUUUGAAGUCUCACAGCUUGAUAGAGCUCUCGAAGCCUUUCGGCUGUGGAAACCAUUGCUCGAUAAUACAUUGGCCAGUAGUGCAUUGGAAGGAGUACUCAUCGCUACUCCAGCACUACCACAGAACCUACUGGAAGGUACCAGCCAAGAGUCCAUGAAAACAGAAGCCUUCCACGUCAACACGAUCUACACCAAACCAGCAGUCGCCAAGCUGGCAGUUCAGACCUUUCGGGAAUUGGUUGAGCAAGAAAUAAACAAUGUAGAAUACCAACAAACAGCCAGCAGUGGUAUUCUAUGGGUAGAUGCAGGGGCUGGAUCUGGGGCUCUCCUGCAAAGUCUUCCCCAGGAUUCUUCCUUGGGUGUUGAUCUACAUCCUCAACAUUCGUCUGUACACGCUCGUGAUUUCUUUCAGGUCUCUACGCAGUGGCUGCAAGAGACUGCGCCAAAACCAUUUGAAUCAAUCUGCAUCAUUUCGAACCCACCCUUUGUGGAAGGAACCCGUGGGGAUUAUUCCAUUAUUGGCAAAUUCCUGAAGCAUGCCACGUUCCAACUCAAGGCAAGCUUCAUGGGAUUAAUUGUCCCUGCCAAGUUUGCCCAUGCCUGGAAGUCAUUUGGAUUGCCCAUUCGACUUGCCUAUCGGAUGCAUUUGCCCAAAGAUUCCUUUUACGAUCCAUCGACCGCGGAAUCCAAACACUUGCAAUGUUAUCUCCUCGUCUUUGAUCUACAACCAAAGCAACCAACAACCCUUUCCGGCAACCAGUCUCCAUUUCGGACACGGAUACACACAACGAACUUGAUGACGAUUGCAUUCACUGCUGUUGUUCAGGGUCUGGGUCGAGCUGGUGUGCCCUUGGGAUCAUCCAAACACAAGAACUCGAUCCCACUCAAGGCCAAACUCUCCAAAUCAUUGGAACUAUUUGUGGAACUCAACCCCAAACGACCCCUCUCAAUCGCCAAUUCCAUGUCCAGCCGGGUCCAAAACCACAGUCUAGGAUGGAUGUCCAAGUCGGUGAAACCUCCUGUGGCCUUGGCCAUGCACCAACUGUCGAGUGGAACGCCAGGUGACAACCAGCCAACGACAGCUAGUGUUGUGGUCGAUCUGAUGUGUGGAGAAGGAACACUGGAAUACGAGUCAAUGGAGCAUAAUGAUUCGCCGGCAAGCACCUUUCGCAUAGUUGGCGACAAGAGCCCGGAGGCAAUCGAACAGGUUGCCGCCCGGUGUCAUGAUCAAGAAUUAUUGAUCGAUUUUAUAGUUUGGGACGCUCAGAAUUUACCACUUCGAAAGGGGAUUGCCGAUGUGGUCCUUGGUGACCUGCCCUUUGCCGGUAGUAACAAGAAGAAACAUCAGACACCUGUUGCUGCCGCUACCAGCAGUGGCACGUCCGAUGUCUCUUGCAGCUACCCCAAGGUCCUGGCCUCGUUGGUCCGAGUGUUGACCCCUUCCGUGGGUCGCACCGUUCUCGUCAGUGCCGAUUCCAAAGCACUCACUCAUGGUACCUGGAAGUUUGCGGGGUAUUUGAAAGAGCUCUGGCAAACCAAGUUGAACAUUGGUGGCUUGGCGGGGAGGAUGUUAGUGUUGGGUCGGAAAGAUGCCAGCUGGAAGGAUAUAAAUUUGUUUGUGGAGGAAGGAGGGGUAGACCGUAGCUCGGUGAUUCUGACCAGAGCACGGGCUGUCUGCGGUCAGUUUUACUUGAAUGAUCUUUUGGAGCUGCAACAAGACACUACCAGCAAUGGAGGAACUAUAUCGUUGAACUUGCUGUCUCAGGUUCAAUUACGGGAAGAGUACUGCCAUGUAGAUCAAUCGUUGAGUCAAUGCUAUCGAUUCCACUUUGACCCCAUCGUAACGAAUGCUCAAGCGAAGGUCUUGGAAAAGGCGAUCCGACUUGAUCUCGAGAAGAAUCCGGUCAUUGGAACCCGCAUGUUUUAUAACAGAGAGGUUGCCCGCAUCUGA